ACGAGCUUCACCCAGCGAUUUCCCAUAUAGUCGAAGACACAGGUUUCAGAGGGCUUUGUCCGGAGCAUUGCUUUGCGUCUUCAUUCUUGCCCUACGGAUCGUACAGUUAAACAAGGCAAAAAUGGCGUAUGCAGCGAUGAAGCCCACUAAACCGGGUUUGGAGGAGCCUCAGGAGCAGAUUCAUAAGAUCAGGAUUACUCUUUCCUCCAAGAACGUGAAAAAUCUCGAGAAAGUUUGUGCUGACUUGGUUCGAGGGGCCAAGGACAAGAGGCUCAGGGUCAAGGGACCUGUGAGAAUGCCCACUAAAGUUCUUCACAUCACCACUAGGAAAUCCCCAUGUGGUGAAGGUACCAACACGUGGGAUAGGUUUGAAUUACGUGUGCACAAGAGAGUCAUUGACUUGUACAGUUCCCCAGAUGUGGUUAAGCAGAUUACUUCAAUUACUAUUGAACCUGGUGUGGAAGUUGAGGUUACCAUUGCAGAUGCUUGAUUUGGGCCAAAAAUGAUCCCUUUUUUCUUUUGGUUAUUUUGCCUCUUGGUUAGGAAAAUGUUUUUAGUUCAACACUUGGAAUCUAGUGUUUGGCACAAUGCCUCUUGUUUUAGUUUGAAGUUGGAAUAUUUUUGGUUUACUUUUUGCUGCUAAAGUUGAUAACAGUUAGUUAUAUGGUUAUGGUUAUUGAUGAAUACCUCCUUUUGUUAGCUA
Messenger RNA from Neltuma alba, 703 nucleotides. RefSeq names its product 40S ribosomal protein S20-2. The coding region runs from base 122 to 490 and encodes 122 amino acids. The record is from RefSeq and is a predicted model, not a curated record. Gene Ontology annotation, cellular component: ribosome; small ribosomal subunit. Gene Ontology annotation, molecular function: structural constituent of ribosome; RNA binding. NCBI's taxonomy places the organism in Eukaryota, Viridiplantae, Streptophyta, Magnoliopsida, Fabales, Fabaceae. Gene Ontology annotation, biological process: translation. The transcript is spliced from 4 exons.